Molecule: messenger RNA, 441 nt
Organism: Schistosoma turkestanicum
Lineage: Eukaryota; Metazoa; Platyhelminthes; Trematoda; Strigeidida; Schistosomatidae
Source: the annotation of a GenBank genome assembly
AUGCCGUCCAAAAAAGAAACUGAUGAGUUGCUGAAAAUGUUUCAUGAACUCGAUAGAAAUAAAGAUGGUUAUAUUUCAAGAACAGAAUUGUUCUCCAAGUUGGGUACUAAAUCACUAGAUCGAGAGAAAGUUCAUGAACUGAUCAAAUUAUUCGAUAUAAACGGUGAUGGUAUGAUAAGUUUUGGUGAAUAUAAACUAGUAUUGGGAUUGACUGGUCAAUCAAUUGAUGAUUGGAAACGUCUAUUUCGAAAAUUGGAUAAGGAUGGUUCUGGUACUUUGGAAUUCCAUGAAAUAUGUUCACUAUUUGGUGGGGACGAUUCCGCUGAAGUGAGGAAAUCUGUUCGAAAUUACAUGAAUCGAUAUGACGCCGAUCGUGAUGGACGACUAAAUCUUAGAGAAUUUUUAACAUUUGUUGCUGAACAGGCUGAACGUAGUACGUAG